Molecule: messenger RNA, 2955 nt
Organism: Phanerochaete carnosa HHB-10118-sp
Lineage: Eukaryota; Fungi; Basidiomycota; Agaricomycetes; Polyporales; Phanerochaetaceae
Exons: 2
Coding region: 1-2955 (984 amino acids)
Source: RefSeq, a predicted model, not a curated record
AUGGCGAAAGAUGGCGUUAUUUCCUCAGCGAAAUGGAUUUGGCGAGCUGUCAUCUGUCUGCCGUUCCGCCUCUUCGACGCUUUUGUAGAUGGCCUCUGGGCUCUGGUGAAGGCCAGCAGGGACGUAUUCGUCCUCCUCGGAUUUCUUGUCUUCCUGUUCUACGCGCCGUUCGGACUCCUGAAGCUUUCAUACACUUAUCUUUUGGGGUUUGCCAACCUCGUCGUCGCAGAUCCUGAGACCGACAAGGAGGAAGAAGACGACAUAAUGCAACAGAAAUAUAAGACUCGCGAACUGCUACUCUCGGUCGACGAAGUAAUCAUCAACGACGGUCCGAUUCUCGAAACCAUGGCAGAAGUGCUCAAACAGACCCACACCCCUCCGCACUUCAUCACUGCUUUCGUCCUUGGCUGUAUCCAACAUCGCAUCGGAGCUGCUAACGCGGAUCUUUUGGUACCUGACAUCAACGGCCUUAUCCGAGGACUGUUGGAUCUACGUACGCUCUCCGAGAGCGCAUGGAAUUUGCUGAGCGGACUCAUUGGCGAGACGCUGGAACCCCACCUCCCAGAGAAAGCCGGGCCCCUCGAUGUAGGCUCAAACUCGCACAAUUCCUGGAUGACAAACGCAGCCGCGAUGCUCGUCGCCAACUCCCAGAGGCCUCUCCCUGAACGCGCCGUUCUGAUGCUCUCCAGUCCCACGACCCUCGCUAAGAUACUUCAGCUGGUCAGAGUGGUCAUCAAAGACUGGCCUCUCCGCGACGUCAUUAGCUUGUUGUGGAUUGCUUUUGCGGCUCCGAGGAGAGACCACGACAACAUGCCUGCUGAAGUAAUCAAGUAUUGGGACAGCCUUCCUUCACCGGACGGACGUACUCUCAGCGAUCUUCAGGAGGCCACAAUCCAGAUCCUGCUGGAGAACACUUGGCGUGAAGACGAUGAGGAUUUGGAACGCCAUACCGCGGAGGCCACAUUGAUGCUCAUCUUCCUGCUCGAUGGCUCUCCGCCGUCCGUGGACUUUAACAGUAGCGAAUUACGGAUAUCACUUAACCCAUCAUUCUACGAUGGCCAUCCGAUCUCAAACGUCGAGAGUGUGAUGGGGUUGCUCCGCACGGAAUAUUCGGAUAUCGCGUCACAGCUUCUGGUAGCUGUCGGCAAGUCCUCCAACCUCGUCAUGAAUGCCUUGAACGUUUAUAGGGCCUUCGUCACAAGAUCGCUAAUCAACCCUCAUGGGAUCCCGCUCUGGAAGGUUUUCCAUGGUAUGAAGAACAAUGAAGUUCCAUUGUCGUCUCUUCAGCCAGUCUUGCUCGACUUGUGGAGAUUCCUUCUCAAGUGCGCUCGCUCGGUUGGAGGCGGAGACCGCCAUCUCCAGACGCACGACUUCAUCAAACUAUGCAUCAUCUUGGCGCAGCCGGGCAUACCACGCAUCUUUGGCAGAAAGGAGCCAGCAAACGACUGGAAUGAACUGGUCCCUGUCCUCGUGCAGACUGCUGACGAGGGCACUCUCAUCGAGACCUUCACGUUUGCCGGCAUGUCUACGAGGGAAGAGACAAUCUCCGCCCUUGCGGAUCGCGCUUUGGAGGAACUCGGGCCUAGCGAUCUCGACGUCCCAGAGCAACUCAGGGACGUACUCGCUCGGCUGGCGGGCAAGGGACCCAAGCCUCCGCCCAAGCAGGGUGAGCCCUCCGACCAGACUCACCGGAGGGAAUCAGGGGGAGGAAUAUUGGGCAUCCGCUUGCCAUUUAUCCCGAGGCCGAGAAGGCCAGACGAUCCGGUGGGCGGUGCGAACCGCCCUCCUUCUCUUGCUUUGGAGGCAGGCUCUAUUCAGAUAGAGCCGACGGGCCCUACGUUCCGUUCAAAUAUUCGACAUUCUAAUGAUGUGCCACCAACGCCAGGGCCACUCCCAGAGGUCGUACCAAAUCUCGUGCGUGUUGCCUCCGCAGCGCCUUCGCCGGGCAUCCGCCCAAGCGUCCGAUAUUCUCGCGAUGCGCCUCCAGUUUCAGGAUUCCCUCCAGUAGUCAUACCGAACUUUGUGCCUACUGCUUCUCCACCGGCGGAGCCAACCAUUCGCUCCAGCAUUCGACGUUCUCGCGAUGCGCCGCCGACGCCGGGGCCCCCCUCAGUGGUCGUACCAAACAUUGCACCUCUCGCCUCUGCGCCACCAUCCCCUGCUAUUCGCCCAAUAGUUGGACGUUCUAAUGAUGGGCCAUCAACGCCAGGGCAGCCCCCAGUGAUCAUACCGGACACCGUGCCUUCUGCGCCGCCAUCGCCGUCCGUACAUACCGUCCGUCCCGUCCGCCCCGAGCGACCUCGAGACAUAGCUGCAUACGCUGUUGAAGCUCCCGCACCCAGAGCGUACCGCCCUUCGUCUCCCGACACACCGAGUGUUGCGUCUGUCGCAUCUGCGCCGCCGCCUUCAGACACAGACUUCCUCUCCGAGGUGCGUCGUCGGAGAAUGCACCGGGGUAGCGCUGCACAUAUUAUUGAAGCUCCCACACCAAGAGCGUACCAUUCCCCGCCUUCCACCGACCAUCCAGCAUCUCCGAGUCCACGAACGCCUUCGCGGACUAGCAGUGGCAGGCCUGUUGCAGCACCGAGGGUAACUCUCUCGCGCUCCGUAAGCGGCGACGUUGCCCGGCCUUCCGUUAUAGACUCCCGCGCUGCCAGUAUGCGGGGCAGGUCGCCUCCUCAAGCCGUAGUUGGCAAUUUCGGCGAUGCAAAUCCCUAUGAUCAGCCACGAGAUGGUGCUGGCGCCGCCGUACCAGCAGCUCCGUAUGUGCCUCGGAUGGACUCCGGCCAUGAGAGCAGACAGCGAAGUCGUUCGGGUAACGUCAAUGUCGGCGAGGAUACUGAGAAUAUCCCCCGUCGUACUCCCUCUCAUCGCACUCGCAAUACUCCGAGACCCCCGUUAGCUCCCCCUCCUUCGAAUGACGAACCUCAGCGAACCUGGUGGGAAUACGGAUGA